Aplysia californica (California sea hare) is the source of this 1030-nucleotide messenger RNA. RefSeq lists its product as uncharacterized. The record is from RefSeq and is a predicted model, not a curated record. NCBI's taxonomy places the organism in Eukaryota, Metazoa, Mollusca, Gastropoda, Aplysiida, Aplysiidae.
GAACAAGCGCAGAGACGAGUACUAAACGGCAGUUUGGUGUCGGAAGGAGUCAUACAUGCCUCAUGCUAUCAAACUGUGAGUCUGUGAUCUUUCUCUGUGUGCUGAAACGGAGACGUGUGACGCCAAUUCAGGAGAUGUAACUUCCCAAGCUGUCAUUGGCUCACUGUUUGCGAGAGCGAUGUUGAGCGACGUUGAGCAAAGUUGUUAGCGUCUUCUGAAAAGGAAUAGAUCUAUAUGUGCAGUCAGUUAGGGCGUUUUUAUUUUUUUGUCAGUGGCACUCACUUUUUUCUACAUCCUGCAAUCAGAUAUUUUUUCUGUACACAUAAUACCUCAAUACAAUCUGAAAGUGUAACAUUUGAUUAAGUGAGGCCAGCGAGAGACUGAUUUAUCGUUUAAACAGUUGCUCAGAAUUCGUUUAAUCACUAUCGGCAUCCUUCAGCUGUAGCUUUCUUAUCUUCACGAUAACUGCUAGGUCUGUGAUUGAAUUCAAGAGAAAAUAUUUAUUAUGAUGGGUCAUAGUGAGCUUCAAUCGUUCUGUGUGGGAUUUCUGGUCUCAGCUCUGGUCAUCGCCUCAUGUGCCCAAACUCAAAGACCUGGACUUUGCGUCCAGAAUGGAGGGAGAUGUGUUUACAUCAAGAACCGAUGCCCUUACGGCACUGAUGUGAACAACAGAUACAGCAACUUCUACGGAUGCCUUCGCGCUGAUCAGAAGUGCUGCUCUCCAGUGAAAAGUCUCGGAACCUAGCGUCCAGAGUCCUGACCUACAACCAGAGUACCCAUGCCUGCCAGGGGGUCAUUGUGGGUAGCCAGUGGGUCCUCACAAGUCCAUUUUGUGUACUCAGGUAAGUACAUCAGCGCCUGUGGCGAGGCGGUCAGGAGCUUUGAUGUUGCAUACAGAGGAGCCGAGUUCGAUUGCCGAGUUGGAAAUUUUUUUUUAUCGAAGAUCUCAGUAGAUUAAGCGAUUCUCAUCGAAUUUUUUACCCCCAGUCUUACUCUUUCUGAAGUACCAGCGUCUGUUGUGUUGUGGUUA